CAACUACCCCGGAGCUUUGCGAGUUCCUGGGGUUGCCUCAGGUGCCGCUCACGGGCGAUACGAGAAGGUGGAUCUUACCUCUGCACCUUUCCUGAGGUCCCCUAUCUGUUUGUCAUCAUGAGUAGUGAAUUCCUGGCGGAGCUGAAUUGGGAGGAAGGGUUCGCCAUCCCGGUGGCGAACGAGGAGAACAAGAUACUGGAAGAUCUGUUGUCAAAGCUGCGGGAUGAAAGGUCAAGCUUUCAAGAUCAGCUACGUGACUAUGAAGAUCGAAUUAAUGCUAUGACUUCUCACUUCAAAAACGUUAAGCAAGAGUUCUUAUUUACCCAGUCUCUUUGCAAAGCCAGGGAGCAUGAGACUGAAAGUGAAGAACAUUUUAAGAUGAUUGCUGAAAGAGAACUGGGACGAGUGAAGGAUGAAAUGCAACGACUGGAAAAUGAGAUAACUUCAAUACGGGAAAAGAAAAGUGAUAAGGAAAAUUACAUAUUUAAAACUACUCAAAAACUGGAUGGUUUGAAAUGUCAAAUGAACUGGGACCAGCAAGCAUUGGAGGCAUGGCUGGAAGAAUCAGCUCAUAAAGAUAGUGAUGCCCUCACUCUUCAGAAGUAUGCACGACAAGAUGAUAAUAAAAUUAGGGCACUGACCCUGCAAUUAGAAAGACUGACAGUGGAAUGUAAUCAGAGAAGAAAGGUACUUGACAAUGAACUUGCAGAGACUCUAAGUGCACAGUUAGAAUUGGAUAAAGCAGCCCAAGAUUUUCGUAAGAUUCAUAAUGAAAGGCAAGAACUCAUUCAACAGUGGGAGAACACAAUAGAACAGAUGCAGAAGAGAGAUCGAGACAUCGAUAACUGUGCCUUGGCAUUAGCAAAGAUAAAGCAGGAAAUAAGAGAAAAAGAAAAUUUGGUUAAGGAAAAGAUCAAGUUUUUGGAAAGUGAGAUUGGGAAUAACACAGAGUAUGAGAAAAAAAUUUCUGUUGCUGAUCGUAAAGUUUUAAAAUGUAGAACGGAAUAUCAAUGUCAUGAAACUAAUCGAAUUCAGCUGAAGGAUGAGCUGGAUUCUUUAAAAGCCACUGUGAAUAGAAGUUCCAGUGAUUUAGAAGCUCUGAGGAAAAAUAUUUCCAAAAUAAAGAAGGACAUUAAUGAAGAAACAACAAGGUUACACAAAAUUAAAAAUCAUAAUCAGAUUGUAAGAAAAAAAUUAAAGCAGAUAACUGAGAAAACUACAUCUGUAGAGGAGAAAGCUACCAACUUGGAAGACAUGCUAAGGGAAGAAGAAAGAGGUGCGAAAGAAGUAGAAGUUCAGUUGAACAUAGUGAAGGAUGUGCUAUUUAAGAAAGUUCAGGAAUUACAGACUGAGACAAUGAAAGAAAAAGCUGUUGUAUCUGAAAUUGAAGGAACCCGUUCUUCUCUAAAGCACCUCAACCAUCAGUUACAUAAACUGGACUUUGAAACCUUACAGCAGCAAGAAAUUAUGUACAGUCAGGAUUUCUACAUUCAACAAGUGGAACGCCGAAUGUCACGGUUAAAGGGAGAAAUUAACUCAGAAGAAAAACAAACCCUUGAAGCAAAAACUGUUGAACUUCAAAAGACAUUGGAAGAGAAAAAAUCUACAUUUAACCUUUUGGAAACACAGAUCAAGAAGCUUCAUAAUGAUCUUUACUUUAUCAAGAAGUCAAAUAGUAAAAAUCGUGAUGAAAAACAGUCCCUCAUGACCAAAGUAAAUGAACUAAACCUCUUCAAUGACAGAUCAGAGAAAGAACUUAAUAAAGCCAAAGCUUUGAAACAGGAUUUGAUGAUAGAAGACAAUCUUUUAAAACUUGAGGUUAAACGUAUUCGAGAAAUGCUUCACAGUAAGGCAAAAGAAGUUCUUUCUCUGGAAGAAAGAAAACAGCAAUUACACACUGCUAUGGAAGAACGGACCGAAGAAAUUAAGGUUCACAAAAAAAUGCUUGCAUCACAAAUAAGAUGUGUUGAUCAAGAACGGCAAAAUAUAAGUGCUGAGUUUCAUGAGCGGCUAAGUAAAAUUGAUAAGCUGAAGAAUAGAUAUGAAAUUCUUACUGUUGUUAUGCUGCCUCCUGAGGGAGAAGAGGAGAAAACGCAGGCCUAUUAUGUAAUAAAGGUAAUCUUAAUGGAUUUACAGUUGAAAACAGGCAAAUUUUACGAGGAAGAGUAUUCCUUCUGUGCCUUGAGGAUUUGGUCUUUUACUUUAAAUCAGGUGCAAGAAAUAAAUGCUUGGUGCUGCAUGUAGGCCCCAAGAUCUUUUAAGAAAGUGACUCCAUCUAGUGCUGAGUAUGAGGUAAAAAUUCAGCUAGAAGAACAAAAGAGAGCUGUUGAUGAAAAACACAGAUACAAACAAAGACAAAUCAGAGAACUACAGGAAGAUAUCCAGAGCAUGGAAAAUACUUUAGCAGUUAUAGAACAUUUAACAAAUAAUGUCAAAGAAAAAAUAUCAGAGAAGCAAGCUUAUGCACUUCAACUAAGGAGAGAAACUGAGGAGCAGAAGCCAAAAUUAGAGAGAGUAACUAAACAGUGUGCAAAACUCAUCAAGGAAAUCCGUCUUUUGAAAGACACGAAAGAUGAAACACUAGAAGAACAAGACAUCAAACUUCGUGAAGUGAAACAGCUUCACAAGAUCAUUGAUGAAAUGUUAGUUGAUAUCACAGAAGAAAAUGCUGAGAUUGGUAUUAUCCUUCAAACAUACUUUCAACAGAGUGGUUUAGCACUACCUACAGCUAGUACUAAAGGGAGUCGUCACAGUUCUAGAUCUCCUUCCCAGACUUCACUGGUAUCAGCAAGGUCAUCUAAGAGUACAAGUACUUCUGCUUCUCAGACUUCAAUUAAAGUAUUAGAGCUGAACUUCCCAGCCUCUUCACUAACUGGCAGCACUUCUAGACCAACUAGUGCUAGCAGUGGCUCCAGUAAUGGUAAAAGCAAAAAGAGCAGCAAAUAAACAUUUUAAUCCCUCUUUUGAACAAGUUGUAAACACAAAACCAAAAAUCUCAUAAUUUUAAAAUAGUAUAUCCCACUCACUCUAUGCUUUUGGGUGCCUUAUACUGAUAUACAGGCCUACUGAAAUAGUGUUAGAAAUACAAAAUGACCAGACAAAAGUUUUAUCCAGUGGAAAAUAUAAAAACUGUUAAAAAAAAAAAAAAGUCAAGCUAUUUGGGUCCAAAUAAGCCAAAGAAAUGUUUAAUUUUCUUAGCUUUUUUUCCUACUAUUUUUUUCACAUAGAGGGAAAGAAGUAAGAACAGAUUCUUAACAAUGAUACGUGUUAUACAAGCAUAGGGUUAUGAUAUUUUCCACUGUCAUUUUGUUUGUUGUAUCUCUUUUACCCUGGAAGAUCCUGAAAUUAGGUUUUAUUAAAAGAAACAUACUUCCCAGACUUUGGGGGAAGAAAUGUUAGUUUCUUCCUUUAGCAUAAUUAAAAAAUUUUUAGUCAAAAAUGUCAUUACCUCUCCCCCUCCCCCCACCAAGAAAACAACUGAUAGGAAAGAGAACCACUGUUAUCAAUAAAAGUGCAGCUUAAAUUUCUAGGAAGUAGUCCAUUCUGAUCUUGAAAGACGU
Messenger RNA from Balaenoptera ricei (Rice's whale), 3560 nucleotides. RefSeq names its product coiled-coil domain containing 39 (gene CCDC39). Gene Ontology annotation, cellular component: axoneme. NCBI's taxonomy places the organism in Eukaryota, Metazoa, Chordata, Mammalia, Artiodactyla, Balaenopteridae. Gene Ontology annotation, biological process: cilium-dependent cell motility; inner dynein arm assembly; cilium movement. The record is from RefSeq and is a predicted model, not a curated record. The transcript is spliced from 22 exons.